AUGCACGAUCACGCUUUCAUUUGCAGCCAUAUCCGUGCCGUCGCGCGGCACUUUGGAGGCAUCGAGAUCUUUCGUCUUCAAAUCCAUUCUCUCUUCGAAGAGCCACCAGUGUGUCCCGUGUCCCGCUCAGCACCCGUCAACCCUGCAAGCGAAUCUGCUGUGUCCGCAGCCACUACUGCUUAUGCCGAUGAUGCCCUGCCGACUGGCGCAACCGACAUGGCCGUAGACGAUCAGCUUGAUGCAGACGGACCUGCUCGCACCUCUGACAUGGCCGUAGACGAUCACCUUCCCUCGGGCCCGGAUGCAGACGGACCUGCUGACCGCACCUCGGACCUCCCCGCCGAGCUCGAUCCGAAUCACGGCGCGUCACCUUCUGCGCGUAACUCCGAUGAUGCUCCAGAGCACAGCUCUGGACUUGUUGAGACGGUGGCCAGUCCCGACGACCUGGUGGACGAGCUCUCCAAGCUGUUCGAGAAAGGACUCGAGCGUCUCAAGACCAUGGCUCAGGGCGAUGAGUUGCAAAGCCUCGUUCGCCAGCUCACACGCAAUUGCAGCAACAGCAUGCGGAAUGCGACAGGUCAGCGAGGGAUUCUUUCAUUAGAUACCCGGCGCACGCGUGGUGCAACUCGUAAGGCUGCCAAAUCUACCCGAGCUGCCCAAGCCAAGGCAAAGCGAACUGCUGCUGCCAAAGCCAACCGAGCAGCAGCAGCAGUAGCAGCAGCAGCAGCAGCAUCAACAUCGUCAGCCUCAACCGUUCUUCCAG
Capsaspora owczarzaki ATCC 30864 is the source of this 763-nucleotide messenger RNA. RefSeq lists its product as hypothetical. The annotation marks the transcript as partial. The transcript has a single exon. The record is from RefSeq and is a predicted model, not a curated record. Lineage: Eukaryota; Filasterea; Ministeriida; Capsasporidae.